CUGUGAAACUUUUAUUGAUGUUCAGAGAGAGGAAAUGAUGUGACAUUAAUUUGAAGAAGAAGGGACAAGAAUAAUAUUUAUUUUGCAAAGUGUAAUUAUUUCUUUUUGUAAAUUCCACCAUCAUUCACUUGCAAAUGGUCAUGGUUGCAGUGCACGAUUCAAGGGUAAUAGCCACCCUGCACUGUUGAUGGUGUUUCCUGCGGCAACACCCUGGGCAAGUGGCAGAAAAUCCCACAUUAACUUCACCCCCAAAAAGGGGUUCUCUCUACUCUGCAGGGUAGCAUUGUGACGUGCUGAGGCACCAACCCCGGGGUACAUAGCCAACAAAGACGAAGAGGGAUUAAUUUUCAGGGAGGAAAAUGUCGGAAAUGCUAAGUUGCAAUUUGCUUCCGGACCUGUGGCAGCAAAUCCUCCAGCAGCACUGGACGUACCUUGAGACGGAGGAGAGUUUGCAGAAGAUUGAGGAGAGGCAAAAGUUGGAGGAAUGCCUCAAAGACUUUCUCUGUCUUGUCCCGCAUUCUCGGAAAUUCCUCCUCCCUGUCACAGCGUACGUCCUGCAAAAGUCCAUCCUCCAGGCUGAUGACUCCUCUGCGUACAAGGCAUCCAUUGGCUUUGAAUCCAUCAGCCAGUAUGCCAACAACCUCUUCACGAAGCCAUGGCGGAAGGAAUAUCGUGUCAUCAAGAUGUAUUCGGGGUUCUACUACCACGAGAUCCAAUCAAAUCUCGUAGAGUCUGAGAAAAUCUUCGAAGCCAUGGGAUACAAAAUCCUCCCCAACAGGACACUCAUUCUCGAUGGACCCAUUUGCCCAGAUCAAGUGACAAAUGUCUCACGGGAUGCCUUGGCUGCAUUUGUAGAGUGCCAGAUUCUCAAGCAAAUUUUCUCUGGACUCACAGCCAUGCAGGUGUCCAGCAAUUGGGUUGACAUCUUCAAUUUCCGGAGUGUCCACACAGGAACACCUGAACAGAUGAUCAAUUCAAUGGUGUUCUCAAUGCAAGAGAAACGAGCACAUCAGGAGAAACAAGAGAGCUACUACAGUGUUCCUGCUCCCAAUCCAUGCAGUUCCUGCAAUGUGUCACGACAGUACCAGAUGGUAGCCCCUCCACCACCUGUGUCAACCUACUGUCCCGCCACGGUGGCUCCUCCGUGCUCCUUGCAUCCUGUCCCAAUGGCAAACUACGGCCCGUAUCAGACACCCGGGCAGGGGGUUUACAUGCCUCCCCAUGCAAUGGCCCAUUCAAAGUCCCUUGAGCACCCAAGUGAAAAAAUCCGGCAGCCGAGACACUAUUCACUGGAUCAACCGUCGUAUGACUACGGUAGAUCACCGGGAGGGGGGUACUACGACGCCGUGGGGAAUUAUGAUUGUGUUGAUGGUUUUGUGCCAUCGUGUGCGGCGUCAUUUAGCGCCUACAAUACAGCUGGGAAUCGCUAUCCGCUCCCGGGGGGAUUUCCUCUGGGGACACUCAAUCAACCGUGUGAGUCAAUGGUUAAUGGGCAGCACCUUGCGCCACCAAUUGUUAUCAAUGGUGGCACCUAUGGGCAUAGGAAUAGCGUGCCACAGGGUGGGUGCUACCACAAAUCCGAUCAUACGUGCUACUCUGAGUACCAGGGGUGCAAUUUUUGCGGGGAGAAGCGCAGCAAGGGGAUGAUUAAGAGUGAAAACCUCAUUGAUUUGGGUGACUACAGGGAUUCUUAUCAGCAACCACCAUCACACGAUAGCACAUCCAUGUCAAAUGGUGAGCUAUCGGACUACUAUCAUCGCAUAAAAAUGGCCCAGAAGAUGCGACCACGACCGAGUGAGGGGGAAGUUUAUGCGAGAAACAAUAUUCGUACCUCAAAGACAUCAAGUAGUAGGCACAAUGUGGAGCCGGAUGAGGUGAGCAGUAGUGAUGUGGAUAGGCACAAGAAUCACGAUGGGGUGGGGUCGUUCGAGACGUGGGACUAUGUAUUUCAGAAUUUGGAAAAACAGGGCUACACAAAGGAUCUCGGGGAGCGAGAUUUGCUGAUGCAGGGACUCGAUUUGGGUUCAAUGAAGAUUCACGAUGAUCGACGGCAAGGCAGUGUGGUGCCAGCGGUGGCGCAUAAGGUGAAAAUUGCAAAAGCCGAACCCACAACAAAGGCCAUUCAGACGGAAAGUGUGCAACGGAGGAGUACCCCAUGUGCCAGGGUGAGUGCCAACAAUAAUAAUGUGGGCGAAACCAUUGAGAGGCAGAAGAUGCAUCAGGAGAAUACGAAGAACAGGCAAAUUCAGGAGCAACAACGGAAAACAGUGAGGAAUGGGGAGACAUCUGGGGUUGCCAGUGUACCCCAGAAUGAGUGGAGCUGCCGGUUUUGUACUUAUCUAAAUCCGGACAGCCGAAAAAUCUGCGAGAUGUGCUCAAAGAGUAAAGACUUUUUCUUUAGUCAGGACAAAACGCCCACGUGCGUCUAAAAAACAUUGGAUUGUGGUAUGAAGUAAAAACUAUUUUAUCUUCUUUUAAAUUUAUUCUUUAUUAUUUUUUUUUCAUUAAAAAUCUGUAUAAAAUGCAUGUCUAAACAUUUUUUUUGUAAAUUAGAGACUGUGAGAAACUUUUGUGAGAUAGAAAGAAAACGCUUUAGAAAAUUCCUCCUCAAUUCUAGGUUAAAUAUAUAGGCAAAAUAGAAGACCUUAAGGUGUGUCCUGUGUGCUAAUCCGCUGAGCGGAAUUUUUCUCUCAUUUUGAGCAUUAAAAACAGGACACAAAUGCAAUAAUAUUCGGUUUCUUUUGUACCUUUUGUAACAGCUUUAAUCUUCUUCAUUUUUGCCAUAAUUUCUUAAUAAAUUCUAAUGACGAGAAUACAGAGAAAAACAAAGAAAUAGCGCAAAGAAAAUUAACCUAGAAUGAAUGGAGAAUGUCACAAUCUUAUAUGUGCUAACUAAAAAAAAGUAAUCAUAUAUACAAUAUUCUUUACAAAGAACAAAGAAAACAAAAACAUCACGUAUCACAAGGAAAUCAUCAUAAAAAAAAACAAGAAGAAAACACACACACAGUAUUUCUAAUAUAAAAAAAAAACAAUCUUUGAAAAAAAAAAACAAGAAAAUUAAGCUGAAAAUGAUGACAAAAUUACAAAAAUAUUUAUUCCCUUUUUGGCAUUUGAUAGAACAUGAAAAACUACUUAAUACUACAUUUUUUCCCAAAAAACAAAAAUUAUAAGCACAAAUACAAAAAAAAGAAUAAAUAAAUCUUGAACAGGAAGAAAAACUCUUUAUAGCAGAAAAAAUAUAUCAUUGAAAAAAAGAAAUACAUUUAAUAAAGAAAAAUCUAUUAGAUGAAAAGGAUGUUGUUAUGGAGCAAUA
Lutzomyia longipalpis is the source of this 3313-nucleotide messenger RNA. RefSeq names its product protein tamozhennic (gene tamo). The record is from RefSeq and is a predicted model, not a curated record. The transcript has 4 exons. Lineage: Eukaryota; Metazoa; Arthropoda; Insecta; Diptera; Psychodidae. The coding region runs from base 360 to 2429 and encodes 689 amino acids. Gene Ontology annotation, cellular component: cytoplasm.